AUGGCUUCGCGAUUCAUGCCCUCGCGCCGCACGGGCUUUGCGCUCGUUGCUGGAUGUCUCUUGUUCUCGGCGCUUGCCGCUGCUACUCACCCGGGCGCAUUGUCUGUGGGUGAGAUCGAGGAGCAAUUGCAGAAUUGCCCACUUGUUGAAGCUCUCAAUGAGCAGAAACGAGCUGCUGCGCCAGAGACUGCGAGUUUGACCUCGAAGAUCUUCGCUGUUCUCUUCCCCGGAAGCCCGGCCGUGAACUCCCUCCUGGCCACGUUGUAUAUUUCCGGUCCUCCCAACUUCCUCUUGGCAUUAUGCCCUCCCAACAUCGACCCCUCAUCCUUGUCCGUUAUGGUCGCCUUCGCCGUUGGAGGCUUACUGGGUGACACGCUAUUCCACCUCCUCCCGGAGAUCUUCCUCGGUGAGGAUUCCCCAGACCACGUGAGCUUUGUCAUGGUUGAGCCAAACAAGAAUCUUCUGCUUGGUCUGGGCAUCAUGGUUGGCUUCUUCACCUUUGUCGCGAUGGACAAGGCCCUGCGCAUCGCCACAGGCGGCGAAGGCGGCCACGACCACUCCCACAGCCACUCCCACGCAGAAGUGACUGCCGCAUCGACCACGGGCUCCGAGGUGGAUGGCAAGACUGGCAAUGAGCUGAAAAAGCGCAAGUCAGGAAAGGCCGCGAAGGAGCCUUCCGAGGACUCGACGGCCGAGAAAGAGAUCAACCCUAGCGUGAAGCUGGGUGGAUACCUCAACCUCAUUGCAGACUUCACGCACAACAUCACCGACGGUCUGGCUCUGUCCUCGUCUUUCUAUGCUUCGCCCACCAUUGGCGCAACCACCACCGUCGCCGUGUUCUUCCAUGAAAUUCCACACGAAGUCGGUGACUUUGCCCUCCUCGUGCAGUCGGGCUUUUCCAAGCGCAAGGCCAUGGGCGCGCAGUUUAUCACAGCCGUUGGUGCGUUCUUGGGUACUUUCAUUGGUAUCGCUGUCCAGGAAUUUGGGGGCAACAGCGCUACGUCGGAGGCUGGCCCAGGCGCUGGACUUUGGGGCACAAGCCUCCAGUGGGGUGAUAUGCUUCUCCCCUUCACUGCGGGAACUUUCCUCUAUGUUGGUACAGUGGCUGUUAUCCCCGAGCUGCUGGAGACAGGUAAAGACAAAUGUGCCGAGGUGCGCAAGACCAUCACCCAAUUUUUGGCUAUCGCUGUUGGCGCGGGGAUCAUGCUUGUGUGA
Penicillium canariense is the source of this 1215-nucleotide messenger RNA. Its product is annotated as Zn(2+) transporter YKE4. Gene Ontology annotation, biological process: intracellular zinc ion homeostasis; zinc ion transmembrane transport. Bases 1 to 1215 code for a protein of 404 amino acids. Gene Ontology annotation, molecular function: zinc ion transmembrane transporter activity. The record is from RefSeq and is a predicted model, not a curated record. The transcript has 3 exons. Gene Ontology annotation, cellular component: membrane. Lineage: Eukaryota; Fungi; Ascomycota; Eurotiomycetes; Eurotiales; Aspergillaceae.